This is a messenger RNA of Clunio marinus, 1209 nucleotides long. Lineage: Eukaryota; Metazoa; Arthropoda; Insecta; Diptera; Chironomidae. The record is from the annotation of a GenBank genome assembly.
AUGUUCCGAACAGAGCUUCUUACUGCAAUGGAACGUGAUUCAAGUAACGUGUCAUUAAUAUCUAAUUAUCAAUCAGAUGAUUUGAUUGAAAAGCUGAAGUUGUUGAAUUACGAAAAUCUUCUUUUGAAGUCAAUGAAAAUGAAGCCUUUGAGUAAAUAUUAUUUCACAAAGGCAAAGAAUUCUGGUGAACAAUUCUUCUUAUUUGUGUCAAUAUGUGCUUGGUUGAUACGAGAAACAGGAAAAUCUUUCGAUCCACCUCAAGAAUUUGAUGAUCCGAAUGUUGUUAUCUCGAAAAUUAUUCGCUCUCUCAGCGACAUGGACAUUGCCACAGAUUUUCAGUCGAAUAAACUUAUUUCUGGAGCAGGGCCAAUUUGCGUUUACGUUCUUGAUUGUCUUGCAAGUAAAGUCAUUAAAGUCUCAACAGUGCAAAUUCAAAAGCCACAGAUUAAAAUCGAAGAAAAUUCAUCUCUUGACAUCAUUGAAAAUGAUUCGGAAAUCAUAUUGGAAAAGUUAGAUGAACAAAACAUAAUUGAGAGUGAAAGUGAUGACGAACGCGAACGAAAUUCCAUUUAUGACUUGAAUCAUCUUGAAAGGAAACGUCGUUCGAACAAGGACCCUGUGAAAGUUGAUAGUCUUGCUGACAAUGAAAAUUUCAGACUUGAGAUGGAAAGAGUUUUACCGCAAUUGAAGAUCGUUGUUAAAAGUGACAACAGAGAUUGGCGAACGCAUUUUGAGCAAAUUAAAAGUUUGCGUAACAAUAUCGAGCAGGUUUCUGACGAUGCCCAAAAUCAACUAAGAAAAAUGCAAAAUGAAAUUGUUUUCGCUAUGGAGAAAAUUGAAAGCCGCGAAAAACAUUUGAACAGAGAUUUAAAAGAUUUGAUUAAUGAAUAUAAAACUCUGUCGAUUGAACAUACAAGAGUUAACAACGAAAUUAAACGAAAUGAUAAAGAAAAGUCUGAAAUGGAAGAAAGUCGUGCAAGAUUAACAAACGAUUUGGAGAAUGUCAAGAUUCAAAUGGAACAACGUGGAAAUUCCAUGAGUGAUGGAAGUCCAUUGAUCAAUAUUAAGAAGGCAGUUGUCAGAUUGAAGGAGGAAAUUGCUGAAAUGGAUGUAAAAAUUGGAGUCAUGCAGCAUACAAUGACCAACGAUGUCAUUCGGAAACAAAACCAUUACGCUGAGUUUGAUCUCGGAACAUCAAAUGCUGCUUAA